Paramecium octaurelia is the source of this 2444-nucleotide messenger RNA. The record is from the annotation of a GenBank genome assembly. NCBI's taxonomy places the organism in Eukaryota, Ciliophora, Oligohymenophorea, Peniculida, Parameciidae.
AUGAACAACGAAAGAAGCAAUAAAAAAAGAGACAAAACAUCUAAUGAUGUGAAAAGUCUUCUCACCUAACCAAGUAUGUUGUUCAAUCAGAAGGUGGAGGAGAAUAUCGUUCAUGUAAUCUAGUAAUUACAACCUUUGAGGGAAGAAAAUGUUGAACUUAAAAAUACUAUACUAGCUACUUAAACUUAUUUGGAGGUAUUAUCACAUAGUAAUGUAGUAAUAAAGAGAGAAUCUAUCACUAAUUAUCAGAGAAACUGAGAGUAGAUAACUAGUGAAGAGAAUAGCAGAUUUUCCAACGUUGAUUUCAAUUUUGUAGGAGGAUAUGAAAUCCAUGUAAGAAACACUUAGGAAAUGUAUUUCAAACUCUAAUACGUAAUAUAGAAUCACAAAUAUUGACGCAAUAAGCUAGCGAGUUGCUAUUUUUAAAUGAGGAACGUAAUUCUAAUUAUGAACAACUCAAGAUGGAGGUCUCAAAGUAAUCAAUAGAACAAUAACAUAUUAUCACUCGAUAAGAUGAGCUAAUUAAAUAAAAAGAUUAAACCAUAUUUUAAUUAAAUUAAUUGAUCGAGGAUGAGAACAAAAAAAUUAAGAAGAAUCAACACUCACAUUUUGAACUUGUAGACUCUUAUAAUGAGAAGUUGGAAGAACUUACCAAUCAAAUUAAUGAAGAAAUAGACAAGUAGGCAUAAAUGAAGAUUAAAUAUACUCAAAUGCUGCAACAAUAAUAGGAGGAACAUCACACCUAAGUGGCCAUCAAAUAAGAUCAAUACGAAUUUGCCUUGGGUGAAUUGAGAAACACAUAUGAAAAACGCAUGGACAAAUUGAUUAAAGAUAGUGAAUUCAGAAUUUCAGAAGCAAACAAAGCAUCUAUUAGAGCCAACAAAGAAUUAGAAUAAGUAAGAAAUAAGUAUGAAUAAGAAAUUUAAAAAAAUGAGCAAUAACUGGUCAUAAUCAAAAAUCAAUAAAUUCAAUUGUAAUAGCAGCAAUCCUAAACUCAAUAAUUAAGAGCUGAUAUGCAUUAGUAGGCCUUGUAUCUUCAUUAAACUUAAGCUAUGAUAGCUAAUCUCAAGAAAAAUAAUAAUAUUGUACUCAAUGAAGAACAAAUGUAAUCGGAACAAAAAAUCCAGCAAUCAUUAGAAAACUUUUAUUUGACUAAUGCUACUAAUCACUUUUCAACUCAGACACAAUAUUAAUAAGAUACUGAACAUCAAUAACAAUAAACAUCACCUACCUUGGGAGCUUAAGAUGUGAGUUCAUUCUCACCAAACAAUGCAUUCAAAUUGAAUUUAAAACAUGCUGAUUAAUAAACGACUCAAAUCUCCCCUAUUUCUAAUUGUAAACAGAGUGAAGAGAAAGUCACCAAUUUAGAUUUAGAUGAAGUAAAAGAAUCAAAAAAAUAAACUAAUUUAAUGAAAAAACUCAGAAAGAAACGAAAUCAAAGGUCUAAGAAUAGAGAGGACCAAUUCUAUUAUCACAUUCAUACCAAUAGUGUGUUGACUCCAAAAGAAUUAAUUUCUGGACCAUCUCCAAAGUAAAGCGAAGAAACACCGCAUUCUAAAUUUGCUAGUGUCAACUUCACUUAAGCCUUUGCAACUCAUCAUUCAAAUCUUAGAAGAAGAAGUAAAUUACAGAUUAACUUUUCUAAUAAUCAAAUUCAAGAGUAAGAGAUCAAUCAGGAAAUUCAAACAUAAGACAUUUCCUGUUAAACUGAAGAUUGUUUAUUAGAGUACUUGAUUAUAAAUGAAAAUUAGAAAACUGUUAAUACACAUCCAUAAGAACGGUCGAAUAGUUACUAUUUUUCACCAAAUAAAAAAAAUCAAAUAGCAUCUACCAUGCUAGAUAACAGUUCUAGAAAUUAACAUCAAUUUAGUCUUUAAAUAUUGUAAAGUGAUUAGGAUGAAUUCUAACUCUAAUAAAAAGAUGAAGUCUCUAUUCUAAAAGAACAAAUUGCUGCACUUCAACAAUAAAAUCAACUACAAGCUCAUAGUAUAACAGAUUUAUAGGAAAAGGCUUUGUAAAUGUAAGAAAGGAUGAAAGAAAAUGUAAAGUAAAUGAAGUAAUAAAUCUAAAAGAGUUCACAAGAAAAUCAAACUCUUUUAAAAUAACUAGAAAAACCGAAAGAGGUUAUAAAGAAAAAGGUUGAAUUGUAAAAGCACUUAGAAAAUCAGAUUUCUCAAAGUGAGGGUUUAUAAUAUUAACUAACAAAGGCAACAGAAAUUAUAAAAUAUUUUAAUAAUGAACUAGAGAAUUAUAAAUAAAUGUACAACAUCUUUGGAUAAGGCACUAAAUCAGAACGAUUAAAAACUAAAAAACUGCCCAGUAUUUAUUAACCUUCUCCAAAAAGAAAGAUUGGAGAAACCACGCCUAUUAAAUAAUCUAUGUAUGAAGAAGCCCAAAGAUUAAUUGAUAAUCUGUAUGACAUAAAAUCAUAUAAAAGAAAUUGA